Molecule: messenger RNA, 1896 nt
Organism: Lampris incognitus (smalleye Pacific opah)
Lineage: Eukaryota; Metazoa; Chordata; Actinopteri; Lampriformes; Lampridae
Gene: mbtd1
Product: mbt domain containing 1
Exons: 15
Coding region: 16-1896 (626 amino acids)
Biological process (GO): regulation of DNA-templated transcription
Cellular component (GO): nucleus
Molecular function (GO): zinc ion binding
Source: RefSeq, a predicted model, not a curated record
AGAGACUCUUUCGGGAUGUUUGAUUGCUACAGCUGCAGCGAGGAGUCCACCAGCAGCUCCAGCUCGGAGGAUAGCGAAGAUGAAGUUGUGCCUUCCAUCCCCGCAAGCUUGCCCAUCAUCAAGAACAAUGGACAGGUCUACACUUACCCUGAUGGCAAGGCUGGGAUGGCCACCUGUGAGAUGUGUGGAAUGGUUGGAGUACGAGAUGCUUUCUACUCUAAAACCAAACGCUUCUGCAGUGUGUCCUGUUCCAGGAGUUAUUCCUCAAAUUCUAAAAAAGCGAGCAUCUUGGCAAGACUCCAGGGAAAACCACCAACGAAAAAGGCAAAAGUCCUUCAAAAACAGCCUCUCAUUGCAAAGUUGGCAGCUUAUGCCCAGUACCAAGCAAGUCAGCAGAACCAGGCCAAAUCAAAAGCCGUGGCCCCUGUUGAAAGCUUUGACUGGGGUCGAUACAUCUGUAGCCAUAACACAGUUGGAGCGCCAGUCAGCUGUUUCAAGCAUGCCCCUAUGGGUACAUGCUGGGGAGACAUCGAAGAGGGAGUGAGGGUUGAAGUCCUCAACUCUGACACCAACCUGUCCACGAAAGUCUACUGGAUAGCAGGAAUCAUCAAACUAGCAGGGUUCAAGGCCCUCCUGCGGUAUGAGGGCUUUGACAACGACUCCAGCAAGGAUUUCUGGUGUAAUCUCUGCAUCCCAGAAGUUCAUCCAGUGGGAUGGUGUGCUUCUAGCGGCAAGCCCCUUGUACCUCCAAAAACCAUACAGCAUAAAUACUCUAACUGGAAAGCCUUUCUUGUGAAGCGUCUCACUGGAGCUAAAACACUGCCCCCUGACUUCACUGCCAAGGUGCACGAGAACUUGCAGUUCCCCUUUAAAAAGCUGAUGCGGGUGGAGGUAGUGGACAAGAAUCACCUGUGCCGGACACGGGUGGCCCUGGUGGAGCAGGUAAUUGGUGGACGACUCAGACUGGUUUACGAGGAGAGCCAGGAUGGUUCCGAUGACUUCUGGUGCCACAUGUACAGCCCCCUCAUUCACAACAUCGGCUGGUCACGCAGCAUCGGUCACCGCUUCAAACGAUCUGAUGUGACCAAGAAGAUUGAUGGUCAAAGUGAUGCCCCAGGACAACUGUUCCAGAAGGUGAAAGAUGUGGACCAGAGCGGAGAGUGGUUUAAGGAUGGGAUGAAGCUGGAGGCCAUCGACCCACUCAACCUCUCAGCUAUAUGUGUAGCCACUGUAAGAAAGGUGUUGGCAGAUGGGUACCUCAUGAUCGGAAUCGAUGGUUCAGAGGCAGUGGAUGGGUCAGACUGGUUCUGCUACCAUUCCACCUCUCCCUCCAUCUUUCCUGUCGGCUUCUGUGAAAUCAACAACAUUGAACUCACGCCCCCUAGAGGGUACACUAAACUGCCAUUUAAAUGGUUUGACUACCUCAGAGAAAUGGGUUCAAUAGCUGCUCCUGUCAAGCUCUUUAACAAGGAAGUUCCAAAUCACGGGUUCCGCCAGGGAAUGAAGCUGGAGGCCGUUGACCUGAUGGAGCCCCGGUUGGUUUGUGUCGCCACUGUGACAAGGAUUGUCCACCGGUUGCUUCGGAUCCACUUUGAUGGCUGGGAGGAUGAGUACGAUCAGUGGGUGGACUGCGAGUCACCUGACCUCUACCCUGUGGGUUGGUGUCAGCUGACAGGGUACCAGCUCCAGCCUCCUGCUGCACAGAGUAACAGAGAAAUGCCACCUACCUUACCAAAACAGAAGAAAAAGGCCCAGCAGUACAAAGGUCAAAAGAAAAAGUUUCUGAUCAGAGUGAAAGAAGAGACAACUGAGGUGGAUGAGUUUACCUUCUCCCAGGGCAUCUCUGACCAGGAGAGCAAUGGCUCGGGCAGCUACUAUAUUAAACAGGAGCCCUGA